AGCCGGAAGCGCCGGCGGGGUCCACGCUGUUGCGUGCGCUUGGGCUUUUCUCGGAGAGUUUGGACCGCGGAGACAUUUUCGUCCCGCACCGCGAUGCUGACCCCAGCGUUCGACCUAAGUCAGGACUCCGACUUCCUGACCAUUGCCAUCCGCUUGCCCUACGCCCGGGUCUCGGAGUUCGACGUCUACUUCGAGGGGGUCGACUUCAAGUUCUACGCGAAGCCGUACUUUCUCAGGUUAACCCUUCCUGGAAGAAUUUUAGAAAAUGGAAGUGAGCAGGGGUCCUAUGAUGCAGAUAAAGGAAUUUUUACCAUUCGACUGCCCAAAGAAACUCCUGGCCAGCAUUUUGAAGGGCUGAACAUGUUAACUGCUCUUCUGGCACCAAGAAAAUCCAGGACAGCUAAACCACUUGUGGAAGAAAUGGGUGCUUCUGAAGAUUCUGAGGAAGUAGAACAUGAUGACGAAGAGUUUGACUGGGAGAUUGAACAGACUCCCUACGAAGAGGUAUCUGAAAGUACUUUGCAUCCACAGUGCCGCUAUGGAUUUGGAAACUUGCGGUCAGGAGUGGUUCAGCGAUUGCAGGAUGAAUUGAGUGAAGUUAUUGAUAUUAAGAAUCCAGAUGACACCCCUGCAGCUGAACGAAGGCAGAAACGCCUUGCUGCGGAGCUGGCCAAAUUCGAUCCUGAUUAUUAUUUAGCUGACUUUUUCGAAGGUGAGGCAGUUGAACAGAUUUUGAAGUACAGUCCUUGGUGGAAUGAUACAUAUUCAAAAAUGCUGGCCUCCUUUGAAGAUAGUCAGGAGCAAGAAAUUCAUGCUGUAUUAGUGUCUUUUUCUGAGGAAGAGAAAUAUCAGCUGCGAAAGUUUGUCAAUAAAUCUUACCUGUUAGACAAGACAGCUCAUCAUCAAGUGUACUACAGUUUAAUUGAUAUUCUUCUGGCGUACUGCUAUGAGAUCCGUGUCACUGAAGGAGAGAGGAGCGUUGAGUCUGCAUGGAGCAUCAGAAAACUGAGUCCAACACUGUGCUGGUUUGAGACUUGGACUAAUGUUCAUGAAAUUCUGGUGGCUUUUGGAAGAAGAGUUUUAUGCUACCCACUUUACCGCCAUUUUAAGCUGGUAACAAAGGCCCACAGAGACACUGUAAAGAUACUGCAGCUGGGUAAAAGUGCAGUUUUGAAGUGUCUCCUGGAUAUCCACAAAAUAUUUCAGGAAAACGACCCUGCUUACAUUUUGAAUGACCUCUAUAUCUCAGACUACUGUGUGUGGAUUCAGAAAACAAAGUCCUUGAAGGAUGCAAGUUGUCUUGGCUCUGGCGGCUCCUGGACAUGUGACCUUGGGCUGAUUUCUGAAGCCUCAGCCUCCUCAUCACCGGUAGGGAGUAGCGGGCUUUCUACCUUACCAGUGCACACUGCACACUGCACUUCCUCACCGGGGCCUUCUCAGGUUCCAGAUGCACACAUCGCUUGCUCUUGCAGGAUAGCAGUGCCAGACAUUAGUGCCGCCCCAAGCAGCCAGUGCCUGGGAAGCUGGUUUUGGAGGUCUGGAGCUGGACGUGGGAGUCCGUCGGCAGAGCUGACUCCUUCCGGGGCAUCACAGCAGCGUGUUUCCCUGACUUGCCAGCUCCUGGGCAGCCCCUUCCUCAUACUACAACCUGUUCCCUGGUUACGUCUCCUCUCUUUGCCUUUCUCCUCCUGCCUCCCUGUUAAUAAGAUCCUUUGUGGUUGCACUCGGUCCACCUCAUAAUCCAGGAAAAUGUCUCCAUCUUAAGAAUCUUCAUUUAAUCACGUCUUCAUUGUCCCCUUUACCAGAUAAGAAAACAUAUUCCCCAAUCCCUGGCGUUAGGAUGUGACCAUCUUUAGGGGAAAGCGGAGUGAGGAGGCAUGUAACUAACAUAACCAAUAUGAAAGUAUGUAGCAUAGGGCCAGGCACAUAGUGAGCAUUCAGUAAAUGUCACCACUAUCAUUUGGGCCCCAUCUACUAGUGCUCAGCACAUGCAUGGUGCUAAGACUACCAGAGUGAUCCAAACAGAUGGGACACCUGCCUUUGUGCAGCCUAUUCAGUCUCCUCGGGGUCUUAUUUGGACUCUCAAAUUCUUAAACACAAUGGAAUGUUUAAAUCCACUGCACAUACGCUCCAUAGUUGUAUCCAUCAGCCGUGUAACAAACGACUUCCAAGCUUACUAAUUCAAAACCUCUUUGGCUCUCAAUUUUAUAAGUCAUCAAACUCAGUUCUUCUGGGCUGGGCUUCCCUGGGGCCAGCUGAACUGCUGGUUUAUAAUGGUUUGGGCUGGAAUGAAUGGGGUCUCUCUCCACGUGGUUAUCAUCUCAAAGACUAGUCCAGGCUUGAUUGUUGAUGGAAAGAAGAAAGAAGCAACGAGAGUAGGAAAGUCUCUGAAGUUCUAGGCUCAGAACCGACACGUGGUUACACCUGCCACUUCCAGGGAUCGACAGAGAUCACAAGGUCAGCCAUGAUCCAAGGAAUACAGAAAUAAACUUCAUCUCACGGUGGGACAGGUACAUGGUAUAGUGGCCACAAAGACACUGCAGGGAAGGGAACAGAGGGGAGAAGGCAGGAUCUCCUAAUUACCAAAGGAGAAUUUGCCCUGGAAAGAUCUUCUGCAUCCUGCCCAGGAGUGGCCAUAAAGGUCUAACUAUUCUCGUGCCCUCCCUCUGAGAAGGGCAUCACAUUAGCGUAUUUCUUUAUCCAUACACUCAAAUCCCAGGCCCCCAGAUCUCUAUUUUAAGUGAUAGCUCUUGUUUCAGCAGCACAUAUACUAAAAUUGUAAAGGACACUAUUAAGUCCUUAACAAGGAAAAGUCAAGUUCACCAAGCUCUCCUCUGUCUUCUGGAAACUAGUAGGACAAGCGAGGCACAUACACCAAAAAUUGACAGAGUAUCAGAACAUCAAAUUCCUUUAAAACAGAGAUUUCUAUUUGCCACUGACAUGUGAUUGAAAAAAGUGAGAUACAGUUAAUCCAAUCCUAACACAAAAAUUUAAAGAGAAAACUACUUAUUCAUAUGUAGGCUAGGAAAACCACCAGAAAGACACAUAUACCACAGAAUUAACAGCAGGUGGACAU
Molecule: messenger RNA, 3076 nt
Organism: Fukomys damarensis (Damara mole-rat)
Lineage: Eukaryota; Metazoa; Chordata; Mammalia; Rodentia; Bathyergidae
Gene: Shq1
Product: SHQ1, H/ACA ribonucleoprotein assembly factor
Exons: 12
Coding region: 94-1740 (548 amino acids)
Biological process (GO): box H/ACA snoRNP assembly
Cellular component (GO): cytoplasm; nucleoplasm
Source: RefSeq, a predicted model, not a curated record